GGUCAGGUCUGUUGUCUUAGGUGAGGAGGCCGAGGGGAUUACGCGUCACCGGGUCUUUUCUCCACCGAGCUUUCAGCCGGCGAGGGUGCACCCCAGAGGCGAACCUAUUCAGGGUUCCUGCCUCCAGCUCCUCUCCCGCUUCGGAACGAGUACCGGCGUUCACCCACCCCAUCGUCUAGGCUCCACUCGCAAGAAGCGAAGGCAGGAUGGAGUUCAAGCUGGAGGCUCACCGCAUCGUCAGCAUCUCCCUUGGCAAGAUCUACAACUCGCGGGUCCAGCGCGGUGGCAUCAAGCUGCACAAGAACCUCUUGGUGUCGUUGGUGCUGCGCAGCGCCCGCCAGGUCUACCUGAGUGACCCAUGCCCUGGCCUCUACCUGGCCGGCCCUACGGGUACUCCGGCGGUGCCACCGCCUCAGCAGCCCGGAGAGCCGGUGGCCGGGCCACCCUCCGGCUGGGGAGAGCCGCCUCCCCCUGCCGGCCGCGCCGCCUGGCCGGAGCCCGAGCCGCAGCCUCAGCGCCCUGUGGUGUGCCACACACCGGGAGCGGGAAGCUCAGAGCCGUUGUCCUCAGGAGCAGGGGACGCUCUCCGGGGCGAAGAGACGGACACGGCGGCAGCUGCUUGGAGCCGCGUGGAGCGUCCGCGCGCGGCGGCUUCUGGAGGCGGCUCGGACACGUGUCCCGAGGGACCCCGGGCUGUCCGCCGCCCGUGCGGCUGUCCCCCUACCCGGGAGGAGCAGCCUGUCGAGGACGGUUCCCCCGCGCCAACCGCCCCGUGUCCCAGGAAGCGCGGCGCAGCGGGAGUGGGUGGUGGCCGCGCUGGCUGCCCGGCGCCUGGCUCGACCCCUCUCAAGAAGCCGCGCCGGAACUCGGAGGAGCAGCCGAGCACCACCGACGAGGACACCGACGAGGAGAUGGAGACCGGGAACGUGGCAAACCUCAUCAGCAUCUUCGGGUCUAGCUUCUCGGGACUCCUACGGAAAAGCCCUGCGGGCGGCCGGGAGGAAGAGGAGGCGGAGAAGAGCGGCCCGGAAGCCGCCGAGCCCGGGCAGAUCUGCUGCGACAAGCCGGUGCUGAGAGACAUGAGCCCCUGGAGCACAGCCAUCGUGGCCUUCUGAGUCCCGGGGCCCGAGCGGCUGGAGCUUGAGCAGCGGGCGUCCCCGAAGUGUGCCACGGCCUUUCCCGGUCUCGAGGGCGAGCCGAGACCGUUGGCGCUGGGCGCGAAGGGGAGACUGGUUGCUGCCGGGCAGCACAUCGCCCCGAACGGGGCAGCCCGGCUGGGCCGUGGCUCUCGAGUCUCACGUAGAGACCUAGAGUUGGAGGCUUAUCGGAAGAGGACGAUCGAUCGUUAACUUUUGUGUCUGUGUGUGUCCGUGUGUAAGUUUGUCUUGUGUUGAGACUGUUCUGUGGUUCUGGAAUGCACCACCCCUUCCCCGGGGCUUGAGACUUUUGGGGGCGCAGACCGGGACUUUCCUCCGCCAGCAGCACAGAAAAGGAAGCUGCUGAAAGGCUCGAGGCAGGGGAGUUCCCCGCUCGAUCUUGGGGGAGAGAGGGACUUUACACACUCUCAUGAAAGCUAGAACCUCUUCGGGCGCGGAGUGGCGUUUCCUCACAGGAUUUCCUCAGACUAGAGGGAGUUCGUCUGGAGUAGAGACUUGUAUUAUUUUUCUCCCUCCCCACCUUUCUCUAGCACAGAAGCGCUUCUACCCUGUGAUUACUCUGGGACAGCAGAACAUUAAGGGACCUUCAAUUCCCCAAAGGGGAAAGAAGCUUGGUGAACUUCACAGAAGAGUUCAAGCUUGGAAAUACGGAGUUUAUAAAGAAAAGAUAUAUUUUUAAAAGCUCUAGCUCAGAACUUACUACACAGUGCUUUUAAAAAGUGUUUAAUGAAACAAAGUUUACAGACGAGCUCUAAGUGGAAGGACCUUAUGGUUUUGUAGAUACGGUGACUCCAGUCUUUGUUGUAUAAAGGUUGGGGGAGCUGAUAAGGGUUUUGUACAGUAUUUUCUCCUCCUCUGUAUUGAUUUUUGUAUAAAAAUGUAACUUUACGUGUCUAACACGUAUUAAAUAUUUUGAAG
Molecule: messenger RNA, 2075 nt
Organism: Microtus ochrogaster (prairie vole)
Lineage: Eukaryota; Metazoa; Chordata; Mammalia; Rodentia; Cricetidae
Gene: Ier5
Product: immediate early response 5
Source: RefSeq, a predicted model, not a curated record